CAUCAGUGUUCGUUAGUUGUGCGCGCGCUUGGCUCGGAUGCAGACGACAUGGACUUCGAUGAGGUACUUAAGGAGGUGGGAUCUUUCGGCCUCUACCAGAAAGUCAUUAUAUGCUCGGUGCUACUGCCGGCUGCCCUGCCCUGCGCCUUUCACGCCUACAGUCAGCUAUUCAUCGCGGCCACACCACAGCACUGGUGUCGAGUGCCAGAGCUGGAGCCAUGGACCCAGGACUAUGAGCAGUUGGUGAAGAAUCUGAGCAUACCGCGGAACCGUCACGGUGCCUACGCCGAGUGCUCCAUGUAUGCCCGCAACUACAGCGACAUCGUCCGUUACCUGGAGUACCGACCGCCCUUUGAUCUGAUCAGGCAAGAGGCUGAAGAUCUGCUCAAGCUGCAGCCGGAGUCUGCGCGUAUAGUGCCCUGCCAGCAUGGCUGGCACUACGACAAGUCCAUUUACUCCAGCACAGUGGUCCAAGAGUGGAAUUUGGUGUGCGACAGAAGCUACCUGGUGACCCUGGCGUUGGUCAUCUUCGGUGUGGGUGGACUGCUGGGAAACUACGUGUUCGGUUAUCUGGUGGAUAUGUGGGGCCGGCGACCCUCUUUCUACGCUUACCUGUUGCUGGAGAUUGCCGCCUGUGCGGCAAGUGCCUUUGCCUGGAACUUCUCCGUUUGGCUGUCGCUUCGCUUUGUGGUGGGGCUGACAGUGCCGGCCAUUCUGGCGAGUCCCUACGUCCUGGCCAUUGAACUGGUGGGCCCCGAUCGUCGCGUCUUUUGCACAAUCGUCUCGAACAUCGCCUACUCGUUGGGGCUGGUCGUCCUGGCAGGCGUCAUCUACAUUGUGCGAGACUGGCGGGAGCUCAGUCUGGCCGUGUCCAUGCCCCUGCUGAUGCUCUUCUCCUGCUUCUUUCUGCUGCCCGAGUCUCCACGCUGGCUGAUGGCCGUGGGGCAGACGAAGCGAGCGACCAAGAUACUCAAAGUAAUGGCACGCGUGAACGGAGUGCGCAUCACCAAAGACUUCGUGGAGCGCCUGCAGCACCGCCUUGUGACAACGAAGGCCGCAGAGACGUCGGCCACCACGCACUAUGGGAUCUUGGAUCUAUUUCGAGGCACCAACAUGCGCCGCAAGACCCUGAUAAUCACAUUGAUCUGGUUCGCAAACACCAGCGUGUAUGUCGGUCUUAGCUACUACGCCCCUGCAUUGGGCGGCGACGAGAUAUGGAACUUCUUCUUGGCCGGGGCCGUGGAGCUGCCCACGUAUCUGCUCCUCUGGCCAGGACUCAGCUAUUUCGGACGUCGCUGGAUCCUCUUCAUUUCGAUGCUCGUGGGCGGAGUGGCCUGCGUGGCCACAUUCCUCUUUCCGAAAAUCACCCUGCUGCUGUACUGCGUCGGAAAGAUGGGCAUCAGCUCGUCCUUUGUGGUGCUGCCGCUGUUGGCCUCCGAGCUGUAUCCCACGGUGGUGCGGGGCCUGGGCAUGAGCUUCAGCUCUGUGGUAGCCAUGAUCGGGCCCAUUGUCAUUCCGAUUAUCAAUCACAUGGGCCAGCAAAUGCUGGCGUUACCGCUGAUUGUGAUGGGGGCGCUUCUUAUUGUUGGCGGUUUUGCCAGCCUUCUGCUGCCAGAGACUCGAAACAGGAAUCUUCCCCAGACUCUGGAGGAGGGGGAGGCGGUACCACUCAGUGUCUUGCUAUGCUGCUGCGUGGAGAGCGCCAACAAGAAGAGUCGCCCCGGAAAUCGUCCCAGGGUGAUCCCCGAGGCUGCUGCCGCCGCGGUGUAUCAUCGAGUGGAGAGUCGCAGCUCUGGUCCUGCUAGCUGCAAGGUUGUCUGCAGUAUUUGCAAGAAGGAAAUGCGCACAUUGUAAUUAGUUUAAUCUCUGACAAACAUUAAAUUAAAAUAAU
Molecule: messenger RNA, 1891 nt
Organism: Drosophila subobscura
Lineage: Eukaryota; Metazoa; Arthropoda; Insecta; Diptera; Drosophilidae
Product: beta-alanine transporter
Exons: 4
Coding region: 49-1854 (601 amino acids)
Biological process (GO): transmembrane transport
Cellular component (GO): membrane
Molecular function (GO): transmembrane transporter activity
Source: RefSeq, a predicted model, not a curated record